Penaeus vannamei (Pacific white shrimp) is the source of this 582-nucleotide messenger RNA. NCBI's taxonomy places the organism in Eukaryota, Metazoa, Arthropoda, Malacostraca, Decapoda, Penaeidae. The record is from RefSeq and is a predicted model, not a curated record.
AUGCUGCUGCUAGUUCAGGCUGAGAACUCGAGCACCAGCCUAUGUGCCUCUGGCUGGGGUUCUGGAUCAGCACCAGACUCUGAUGGGAUCUCCUACCCCAUCAUCUCACAUUUAGGUCUUGCAGGAGAGCUUGCAUUCCUGCAGCUCAUCAACAAGCCCUGGCCAUGCUACCCCAGAGCUGGAAAAAGCUAUAUUUCCCAUCCAAAAACCAAAGGAGCCAGGCACGUCCUGACCCAUUUCUCUCCUCAGUUGUCUGGACAAAACAGCCGAGAGGAGGACCAGGAGAAGGCUUUUGAAUUAGCAAAUCCUCUUGCCAUUAAGGAGACCCUAAUCCACAUGGGAAUUAGAGGUAGACUCUUGGCCUGGAUAACUGACUAUUUCGACAACAGAGCAGCAAAUGUUAGAUUCCAAGGCCACCUAUCUCAGUACAUGCUAGCAGAAAAUGGAAUGCCACAGGGUGAGGUCCUCAUUCCUGCCCUUUUCAACACUCUCAUUCAGCAUACUCAGCAUACAUCUGCCAGAGGGAUGCCACACCCUCACGUCGAAAAAGGAGAUCCAAUACCUGCUGACUAUUUGCCAUGA